AUGGCUACUGGAGAGGGGGACACGCUUCCAGAUGAAGAGCUCAAGAACGAGGCAAUUAAAGGAACCGUUAUUUGUGAUGCCUGUAGUCUUGCAGAAGAAGGAGAAACUGACAUCCAGGACAACUUCUGUCAGAGUACAUAUGCAAUCAAGAUGCGCCUGGGAAGUGUGUCAACUGUUGGAGGAGACCGCCAGCUGGUGCCCACGCCACGCAGUCGAAUCCUGAGGUGGGCAGGAGGAGGUGCAGAGAAGGCAGAAGGGACUGGUGGUGCAAUGGCCCACAGUGCAUUAUGGCUCCAGGAGGGCAGCAGCUGUAUAUGCCCUGGUUUGGACACAGAGAUGUCAGGCACAGCAGGAAACGGCAAAGAUGGAGGGCAGAGCACUGAAGCUGAGAGUGCUGCUGUUCAGGGCUGGUAUCUUGUUCUGGCUAAAGCAGAAGAGGGGAGAAUUUGGAGAGAUAUUUCUACUGGCCUGAGCAGAGAGGAAAGAGCCUAUGAAUAUGUUUUAACACACGCCACACCUGGAGACCCGGACAGCAUUCUUGAGGCCUUUGAUACAUGGUGUACCAAAGUGGAGUUUAUCAGCAACAUUGGACCAAAGAAAGGGAAGAUCUUAGACCGUCUUAUGGUGGAGCAGAGUCCCCUGACAGUGCUGGAGCUGGGGACUCAUUGUGGCUACAGCACAGUGCGGAUGGCCAGAUUCCUGUCACUGGGAGCCAGAAUUUACAGUGUUGAGAUGGAUCAGAGGAAUGCUGCCAUUGCAGAGAAAAUAAUUCGUUUAGCAGGUUUAGAUGAUGACACGGUGGAGUUAAUUGUGAGUCCUUCUGAUGAAGUAAUCCCUCGAUUGCGAUCUGACUAUGGAUUGGAAAGACUGGAUUUAGUUUUCUUGGAUCAUUGGAAAAAAUGUUACCUCCCAGAUCUGCAGGUGAACAAAUGA
Messenger RNA from Knipowitschia caucasica, 933 nucleotides. The record is from the annotation of a GenBank genome assembly. Lineage: Eukaryota; Metazoa; Chordata; Actinopteri; Gobiiformes; Gobiidae.